This is a messenger RNA of Melitaea cinxia (Glanville fritillary), 1168 nucleotides long. RefSeq names its product 23 kDa integral membrane protein-like. The transcript has a single exon. The record is from RefSeq and is a predicted model, not a curated record. The coding region runs from base 35 to 820 and encodes 261 amino acids. NCBI's taxonomy places the organism in Eukaryota, Metazoa, Arthropoda, Insecta, Lepidoptera, Nymphalidae. Gene Ontology annotation, cellular component: membrane.
AUUGUGAAACAGCGUACGAGACGCACGCGCCGACAUGGCUACUACCGGUUCUAGAGUCGCCCUUCACAUUCUAAAUGCGAUUAAUUUCGUAAUAUCGCUCGCGAUCGCCGCCGCAUCGCUAUGGUUCUUCUGUCAAGUUUACGAGUUCACUAGAUUGAGGAACAGCAACCAUUACUUACUGGACUACACCGUGUACUGGCCUCAGGCGAUCCCGUGGAUUUUCUUCUUUGUCGCCUUGUUCGUGAUCGGUGUUACGGCCUGCGGUUUCGCGGGAACCAGGAAGAAAAGUCGGGGUCUAUUGAAAGUGUAUAUUGUUAUGUUGUCGAUAGUGAUUCUGUGUCUGAUAGCGGCCGCUGUUAUCGCUCUUGUACUCGCUGACAACAAAUCGACGGAUGACUUCGUUAAAGACACAGUAUGGGAUGUGUAUUUCCAAGCGAAGAUAGAUAAUGAAGUCGCUGAAUCGUUUGGUGUUAUUGAAAGAAAACUUCAUUGCUGUGGAGCUGAUAGCCCGAGAGAUUACAAGAAUUGGAAGUCCGAGUUCCCAAUGUCGUGCUGUGAUGUGUACUACCACGGAUGGCUGGAGCCGUAUACAAUUGACUGCGAAUUCACAAAUAAAUUAGCUAAUGAAAGGCAUGGCUGCUCCACUGUAGCGGCUCAAUACGCGAGGAUAGCGAUCAAGGUCCUGUCAGCUGCGUCUAUUUUUACCGCCUUUAUUGGUAUAAUUAGUGUGAUGGUGGCUGUAAUGUUGUCACGAGCGUUGGAAAAGAGAAACCGUGCGCCAGUCCAGAAUGAGUCCGAGAGCAAGAAGGUUUUACUGUAGAUUAAAGUAAGUGUAGUAAAUGCAUUAAAUUAAAUGUUUGCAUAAAAAGGUACAAUCUAAUGUAUGUUGCAAAGUUCACCAAAGUCAUUUUUGUAACUGUGAAACAGUCAAAUUAUCUAAAGAAUUAUCUUGUAAAGAAUUCAUGUAACCAAAUGUGUUAUUAACCAAUUGUUCAUAUGUGUUACUUUGGAAAUUUCCAAGUAACUACUUAGUUGAAGUUUUUCUUUUCUUCUUUAAGAAAACAACUAACUUCAAGUGUUAAAAGAACCUACAAAUAGACAGAUUAAACGAUGAUAACAUCACAUGCUUACGUGAUACAAGUGUAAAUAUAGACACAUACCAUCAAAA